AGGAAAGGAAAUGCAGAUUUUGGAAUCAUUUUUCCGUGUAGCUGAACAUCCUUCAACACAUAAGAAGCCCUGCCCUCCACCAUCACACCUCGCGCUGCCAUUGGAUAAAACACCGCGCAGUGCACAGACAUAAGAGCUGAAGACAAGAGACUCGUCGUCCGUGUGGACUGUGCAGGAACUGGUUGGGCAUUCCAUAUAUCUCCAUAUAUCUCGGGAAGCAUUAUGGGUGGGCAGUUGUCUAUUGACCAGAACGUCCAUGUGGUUGUCGUCGGAGGUGGUUUCGGUGGUGUCGCAGCUGCUCAACACCUCAAGCAUCAUGGUGUGCCAUUUAUGCUUAUCGACAUCCUUGAUGCCUUUCAUCACAACGUUGCAGCUCUACGUGCCUCGGUUCAAAGUGGUUUUGCCAAACAGACUUUUAUACCAUAUAAAGAAACUUUUGGGUUAAAUUUCCUCCAAGGACGUGUUAUGCGGAUAGAUACGGAAACGCAGACACUUGUGCUCGACAAUGGAAAGGAAGUACGUUAUUCACACCUCCUUCUGUGUACUGGUACAAGUGGACCUUUCCCAGGCAAACACAAUUCUGUGGACACCUACCAGUCAGCUAUUCAGAAAUAUGAGGAUUUUGGGAACGAGAUCCAGGCAGCCAACACGAUCCUGGUUGUUGGCGGUGGAACCACUGGUGUUGAAAUGGCUGCAGAGGUCAAGACAGAAUUUCCGAAGAAGAAGGUGAUUCUGAUUCACCCGCGCGAUGACUUGGCUGAUCCUGAGCUGCUCCCUAGUGUAAAAGAACAGGCCAAGCAGGUGCUGCUGGAAAAGGGGGUGGAGCUAUUGCUGGGCCAUAAAGUGUCAAAUCUGGACGAGCUGGAAUUCAACAAGUGUCGGAGUGGCAUGGUGGUCAAGACCAAUAAGAACGAGCAGGUCACAGCUGACUUGGUCAUCUGCUGCACUGGAAAUAAGAUCAACUCCGAAGCAUACUGCUCCAGUCUGAGUGCGUCGGUAGCAGAGAACGGAGCUUUGAAGGUGAACAAGCACCUACAAGUGGACGGCUUUGACAAUGUGUACGCUGUAGGUGACUGUGCCAAUAUCAGUGAGCCCAAGAUGGCAUAUCACGCUGGACUUCAUGCUGCAGUUGCUGCCACCAAUAUUACAAACAGUCUGUCUGGAAAAGCAUUGACUUCAUACCACCCAGGAAAUGUGAGUAUGCUGGUUGCUAUGGGAAGAGAUGCUGGAGUUGGCCAGUUUAAUGGCUAUAAACUACCUCGCUUUAUGGUUGUUAAGGGUAAAAGCCAGGGCCUGAUGCUGUGGAAGAGCUGGAAAGAAAUGGGUCAAAAAGCCCCUAAUUAAUAGAAGGUUAACAAUCAAUGUUUACAUUGCUAAAUGUCUUUAAUAAGCUCUGACAUGGUUCCUCAUUAUGUCUGUUGAAGAAAUAUUUUGAAGAAAUACUGUUUUUUUUUUUAAGAGAAAUUAUUUUUACAUUUAACAUUGUCUUAAGAAUAAAACGCUGCGCAAUGUAUUGAAACCAGUAGAAAGACGCCUUAUAUUCUCAGUAUAAAUGUAUGUUAACGUUCAUAGAUAUUGGUGCAAAUAUUUUAUGUGUUUUAAAAACUUUAUGUAUUUAUACGUGUUAAAGAAAUAAAUCUAUUU
Molecule: messenger RNA, 1644 nt
Organism: Triplophysa rosa
Lineage: Eukaryota; Metazoa; Chordata; Actinopteri; Cypriniformes; Nemacheilidae
Gene: aifm2
Product: apoptosis inducing factor mitochondria associated 2
Exons: 9
Coding region: 223-1344 (373 amino acids)
Biological process (GO): apoptotic mitochondrial changes; positive regulation of apoptotic process
Cellular component (GO): cytoplasm; mitochondrion
Molecular function (GO): electron-transferring-flavoprotein dehydrogenase activity; flavin adenine dinucleotide binding
Source: RefSeq, a predicted model, not a curated record